This is a messenger RNA of Lytechinus variegatus (green sea urchin), 1820 nucleotides long. RefSeq lists its product as uncharacterized. Gene Ontology annotation, biological process: lipid metabolic process. Gene Ontology annotation, molecular function: calcium ion binding. Bases 183 to 1811 code for a protein of 542 amino acids. Lineage: Eukaryota; Metazoa; Echinodermata; Echinoidea; Temnopleuroida; Toxopneustidae. The record is from RefSeq and is a predicted model, not a curated record. The transcript has 13 exons.
UUACAAUAGCGUUACAAAAGGAUAUCAUUUUGUAUUUAUUGAGGCAUACCAAAAAAAAGCCAACAGACGUUUGUGAUAGGUCUACAGAAGUCAAUUAGGAUGUAGCUCACUUGUUCUUGACUGGGUACAUGAAGGACUUGCUGUUGGAAUCUUGGAGAGUAAGCCAAGGUUGAUUUUUAAAGAUGGGUUCGGAUGUGUCGACUGAGGCAGAGCCCUCGAAUAAAACAUACACAGGAAAAAGAGAUCCAGGCCGAAGGAAUUCACAUCGAGUUCUUGUCGAGAAGGAUAGUUUAAGAUUCAAGAGAAGACUCACUCUUUUAGAGAAUAAAUACGAGCUGGAUGCAUCAACUACAACCAGUCAGCCCACAACGUCCACCAACGGCUUUCAUCCUGAUGCCCUAACAAGUAUUUCUGAAGACGAUGAUGUCUAUUUCCCCUAUGAAAAUCUCGUGCUGGAAGGCGGUGGAAGCCAGGGAAAUGCAUACAUUGGCGCCAUAAUGGAAAUGGAGCGACUCAACGUCUUGGAUAAGAUACGACGUUUCGCAGGUUCCAGCAUAGGAUCUUUGACGGCGUGUUACCUUGCUUUGGGCUAUGGGUCUAGCAAAUUGCUGUCUAUUUUGAACGAUGGUCCUCAUUUCGACGAUCUCUUAGAUGCAACUUGUGGAAAAUUAAGCCUGUUGCCAAACCUGUAUCGUUACAUGGGCUGGCAUCCGGGAAGAUAUUUCUACACUGUGCUUGGUGAGGAUAUUGCUGAAAAGCUCGGAGACAAGAAUGCCACAUUCAAAGACCUUUACGAUCAGAAUGGGAAAGAAUUAUGUGUAGUGGUGACCAAUCUAAGUACGAUGAUGGAGGAGUACUGCCACGUCAAGACCACUCCGAACAUACCCAUAAGAUCAGCUGUAAGAAUGUCGAUAUCUGCUCCAUUUGUAUUUGUUCCCGUCGAGCGGCAUCAUAUGGGCCGAACAGAUCUCUACAUCGACGGUGGUGUUUUGUGUAACUAUCCAGUUCAUUGUUUUGAUGGAUGGUGGCUUUCUAUGAAACCCGAAGACUCUCUCUUAAAGAGAAUGCAACCCCUGGAGGAUGCAGCCAAGCUUCUCACCAAGAAAGAAAGAUUCGGAAUAUUCAACGACAAGACAUUGGGAAUGAUUAUAUACAGUGAUUAUGAUUCCCACGUACUUGCAACCAAUCCCGACCUAGAAGCACCAGUAGCACCUAUACCAGACACAAAACUUGCCAGAGCACACCAAAAAGUGAAAAUGAAGAGAGAAUUGAAUUGUAAACAGCAUCGUCUCGUGACAGACGCAAUGACGAGAUUUCUCAAAGUUCUGGAUCAGAACUGUUUAGAAGGCACCACAAUUAAUAAGAACGAAUUCCUGCAAGCCUUCAAUGAUAAUGAGGAGUUCACAUCGGAUCACGCGAGUAUUCUCUUCGGUGAAGACCUCACUGUCCAGGAAAUAUUCAGCAGUAUUGAUGCCAAUUCUGAUGGGAGGUUUAUCGAUUUCAAUGAGCUGAUGUCUUUAGCUGAGCAGGAAGGCGUAGGUAUCCAAACCCACCACAUUGGAACAGGACAUCAAGAGCUCGAGAACACGACUGAGUAUCUCGCUGGUAUCUUCAAAAUGCUUCUCAUGAAUGUAAAAAGAGCUUUCCUAGAGGGCAAUGAUAUUGAAAGAACGGUUCUUAUCAACACCGUAUAUGUCAAAUCCUUAGACUUCAGCCCAGAGAAGGAAGACUUGGACUUUCUAGUAGAGCAAGGGCGUCGUGGACUCCAGACUUUCCUCAAGUAUCAGAAGAACAAAGGUACAAGGCUGUGAAGGGAAAUA